This is a messenger RNA of Phaeodactylum tricornutum CCAP 1055/1, 875 nucleotides long. RefSeq lists its product with no specific name. The record is from RefSeq and is a predicted model, not a curated record. The transcript has a single exon. NCBI's taxonomy places the organism in Eukaryota, Bacillariophyta, Bacillariophyceae, Surirellales, Neidiaceae. The coding region runs from base 109 to 798 and encodes 229 amino acids.
CAAUCCCAAAACUCUUCUCAAUUGAGUGCCUUCCGGACUACUGUAGUAUCACACAUCUUGUUCACUUUCACAGUCAGACUUUACGUUUGCAAUACUCCGCUCCUCUCAAUGGCAAACGGUUUGAGACAGCGAAAUACCACUGGAAUGCUUCGCGAACAGGAACAACAGCAAGAAGUGCGAGACCCCACUGCACCGUCGUCGAGUUUGGCGGCACCAAAAAUGCUACGAGCAUCUCCUCAACACCACGGAGCCGUCCUCAAGCUGCACUCGGCGCUUUUGUUCAUGAUUCUCCCCCGAUUCGUUCAGUCACUGAUUAUAAAGUUCCUUCCGUUUUUGCGACCUUGCUGGCAAGAGCGGCACCUUAUUUUAUUGGGCAGCUAUCUCUACAAGUUCUCCGAUGAGAAAAGUUCUUCUCCCAAAGGCUCUCCCAUCCCAGUAGAAUCUAUAGAAGUACACGCAGUACAUUCACGAGACGCUGAUAAUCUGGUGUUUCCCUCGUUACCUAGUGGCUAUCAGGUACUAUCGGUGACAACCUUGCGGAAACAACAGUACUUUGCUGUCCGGAGUAAAGAAGAGGCCUCGAGCUGGCUCCACAGUUUACACGAAGCCCGUCACGAGGCCACAAAACGAGAGAUGGGUCACGCACCACUCGAGUCCUACCCCCAGUCAUGGUCUUACUAUGAUCGUCUCGGAGCAUCUAUGGCUAAAUCUAAAGAUCGGGUACGGAACCGCAUGCAGGAAAUGGAAAUGAAGAAUUUGAGUGAUGAUGGUCCCAUGGCCCGGGGAUACUAUGGAUAACGCCUCGGCCAAUGCCUAUGGAUGCCAGCGGAACGAAAUUGGAAUAUUAUAAUUUAGCUGAUGAAUGACUUGUCUGU